This is a messenger RNA of Euleptes europaea (tarantolino), 648 nucleotides long. RefSeq names its product platelet glycoprotein IX-like. The record is from RefSeq and is a predicted model, not a curated record. The coding region runs from base 1 to 648 and encodes 215 amino acids. NCBI's taxonomy places the organism in Eukaryota, Metazoa, Chordata, Lepidosauria, Squamata, Sphaerodactylidae. The transcript has a single exon.
AUGAACACGUUACACUAUGCAUAUUCUUAUCCUGCAGCUACCAGCGGGAACAGAGGGCUGCUCUUGUUACUGCUGUUCUGCACAAUUCAAGCCAAGCCCUGCCCUCCCUGUUCGUGUGAGCCACUGCAAGGAAAACUGGGUUGGCGGAUAGACUGCUCUUCUCUGGGGCUGAAGGAGUUGCCUCUCCUGUCAAUCGACAUCCUAAUACUUGAGCUGCAAAACAACAGUUUGACCACAGUCCGUCCUGGCACACUGGACAUCUUGAGAAAAGUGGAGAGAGUGGAUUUUUCCAACAAUCCUUGGCACUGCGACUGCUCCAUUUUAUAUUUCAAGAUGUGGCUGGAAGACUUCGGUGGAGCUUCUCUUGCCAACAUUACAUGCGCAGGUCCUGCUUCUGUAAAGAUGAAAGCCUUGAGCCAACUGAGUGGGAAUGACUUGGAAGGAUGCCGGAAGCCUCCCCCAAUCAACUGCCUUGAUUUCCUCUGGAGGGAUGUUCCACUCAUUGCUAUUGCAGCUUUGGUCUUAAUUUUAGCAUGCUGCGUUCUGCAUUGCUCCAGAAAAUUAGCCCGCCAAGCUACUGAACAGCAGCAUUCUUUUGAAGUCCCGCUGCUGCAGAUUCAUGACAUGGAAGAUCAGAAGUCAAAAUAA